This is a messenger RNA of Amblyraja radiata (thorny skate), 1680 nucleotides long. Its product is annotated as T-cell surface protein tactile. Bases 181 to 903 code for a protein of 240 amino acids. The record is from RefSeq and is a predicted model, not a curated record. The transcript has 6 exons. Gene Ontology annotation, biological process: cell-matrix adhesion; inflammatory response. NCBI's taxonomy places the organism in Eukaryota, Metazoa, Chordata, Chondrichthyes, Rajiformes, Rajidae.
ACUUGUAUCUCACAAAAAGCAAACCAAGAGCCAAAUAUCACACUGUACUUGGAUGGAAUUGCUCUUCAGGAUGGGGAAAAUGGUAUUAUUAUCACAUCUGAAGUCUCCGUUGACUCAAGUGGGCUGUAUGAAGUGAAGAAAAGAUUGUCCAUAGAGAUAACAACAGGCCAGUGGAAACUCAUGUGGUGUGAUGCAGUGUUCUUGCAACCUGGAAAUAAUAUCACAGUUAUGCGAUCUAAAAAGAUACAUCUGAAUUAUUAUCUAUCCACAGCAUUUACAAAGCUGAACACGUUCAAUUCUCAGCCCACAACAGUUCAGAAAGGCACUGAGUCUCAAUCAAGUACAGAAUUAACUACAAGUACUGGGCUACCAUUAGCUACUGGUUCAUCCACUCUGACAGCAGAGUCGACAAGCGCCAUAUCAUUCACCAGUGCUGGAUUGAAUGCCACCUCUCAUGUGUCUCAGUCUUCCACUACCUAUGGAUCUUCUGCCAAUAUUGCAUCAUCAAACAUUCCUGAAACAUCUUAUACCGAUGAACUUGUGACCACGGAGGGGCAGACCAACACUCUUCGGCCAUUUAUUAGCUUUGGAUCAUCACAAGUCUCUGUGAGAAGUACUGAAAUGCCAAUGAAUGUAACCACGUUGGACACAACGAUGAGCUGGAACAGGCCAACUACUACUGAAAUAACCAGAGAUGAUAAAGAUGCUGAAGAUUCUGUUUCAUUAGCAGCCGUUAUAUCUGUGAUCAUAAUCUUGGCGAUCUGUACUGCGGUAUUAUCGUACCUCAUCAGGUGCUGGCAGGUCAGGAAGAAACUAAAUAUACCACCGCCAUUCAAACCACCUCCUCCACCAAUCAAAUACACAGCAAUUCAGGUGGCAUCACAGAAUGAAGUCAACUGCUGAAGAGAUGUGAAGUUGCACAAAUAGAGGAAGUACUUCAGAAGGAGAUUAUUUAGCCUAUCAAAUCUAUGCUGUCCAAAUCGUCUCAGGAUAUUUCCCAGCUCUUUCUCCACUGCUAAUUGUUGUAUAUCAUGCCUAUACACUUAUCUUUGGAAUGUCCUUAAUAAUGCUAUUUACACUGGCCUUGCAGGUGAUGAAUUCCAGAUCAAAACUACUGUCUGGAUAUAAGAAGUUUUCCUUUUACACCAAAUUUUAUACCCCCACCAAUGAUCUGCAAAUGGGAGUACACUAUAUAACCCAAUCAUGAUCUUGUACACCUGGAGCAAAUUUCUUUUUAACCUUGCUCCAAGCAGAACAACCCAUCUUCUCAAUUCUAACCCUGCAAAUCAUUUAUUCCUGCAACCAUUCUUGUGAAUUUCUGUUGCACCUUCUCCAGUACCUUCACCUUCAACUUAAAUGGAGGUGAUCAGGAAUGACCGCAAUAUUCCAGUUAUCACGUAACCAAUAUUUCAUACGGUUCAUACAUAAUUCCACAGUGAUUAAAAUUGCAGAUGUUGCAUUCUGAAAAGCCUUAAACCUGAAAUGUUAACUCUGCUAUUGUUACAUAUAUUGCCUGAUCUGCUGAAUGUUUUCAGCAUUUUUGUUUUCAAUGCAACUUUUGAAAGCUACGGUAAAAAUGUUCAGAAUCACCGAGGGUGGCCUUACAGUGCAGGAGACCUGGGUUCGAUCCUGACUACGGGAGCUGUUUGUACAUUCUCUCUGUGACCAUGUUGGUCUUCU